Molecule: messenger RNA, 2546 nt
Organism: Nerophis lumbriciformis (worm pipefish)
Lineage: Eukaryota; Metazoa; Chordata; Actinopteri; Syngnathiformes; Syngnathidae
Gene: tmtops2b
Product: teleost multiple tissue opsin 2b
Biological process (GO): G protein-coupled receptor signaling pathway; visual perception
Cellular component (GO): membrane
Molecular function (GO): G protein-coupled receptor activity
Source: RefSeq, a predicted model, not a curated record
UAGCGCAGAAGAUGGAGAGCAGGAGGAGUAACAGGUGUGCGUGCAUGUGGGAUUUAAGAAGCUUGUGAACUUCCCCACCCAAAAAAGUGCACCAGUAAAGCUGUUACGCAUGGAGCUCAUGAUGUUCUCCGGCCAGGCGGCGUUCAAUUUCAGCUUCAACCUGAGCGACGAGCUGGAGCUGCUGCUGGAGGACGAGGACGAGCCUCGCCUGUCGCCCACCGGCUUCGUCGUGCUCUCCGUGUUUCUGGGCUUCAUCAUGACCUUUGGCUUCCUCAACAACCUGGUGGUGCUGCUGCUCUUCUGCAAGUUCAAAAAGCUGCGCACGCCCGUCAACAUGCUGCUGCUCAACAUCAGCGUCAGCGACAUGCUGGUGUGCGUCUUCGGCACCACGCUCAGCUUCGCCUCCAGCAUCCGGGGACGGUGGCUGCUCGGCCGCAGCGGCUGCAACUGGUACGGCUUCAUCAACUCCUGCUUCGGUAUCGUGUCGCUGAUCUCCCUGGUCAUCCUCUCCUACGACCGCUACAGCACCCUGACCGUCUACAACAAGCAAGGGCCAAACUACCGGAAGCCCCUGUUGGCCGUGGGCGGCUCGUGGCUCUACUCGCUGGUCUGGACGGUGCCUCCGCUCCUGGGCUGGAGCAGCUACAAACAGGAAGGGGCGGGGACCAGCUGCUCGGUGUCGUGGACGGCCCAGACCGCCCAGUCUCACGCCUACAUCAUCUGUCUCUUCAUUUUCUGCCUGGGCCUGCCCGUGCUGGUCAUGAUCUACUGCUACGGCAGGCUGCUGUGGGCGGUCAAACAGGUGGGUAAGGUCCGCAAGACAGCGGCGCGGCGGCGAGAGUACCACAUACUGUUCAUGGUGCUGACCACGGCCGCCUGCUACCUGCUGUGCUGGAUGCCGUACGGCGUGGUGGCCAUGAUGGCCACGUUCGGGCCUCCCGACAUCAUCAGUCCCGUGGCCAGCGUGGUGCCGUCGCUGCUGGCCAAGAGCAGCACCGUCAUCAACCCGCUCAUCUACAUCCUCAUGAACAAACAGUUCUACAAGUGUUUCCUCAUCCUCUUCCACUGCAACCACUGGUCGGAGCAGAACGACAACACCUCCAUGCCCUCCAAGACCACCGUCAUCCAGCUCAACCACAGGGUGUCCAGCAACACGGUGGCCUGCGCCGUCCAGGUCUCCGCCGAGGCCGUUAAACCGUGCUGCACGCCGGCCGACAAGCUAACCGCGCCGCCCGAGGUGGUGACCUAAAAAACUGGGGAAACUCGUGUCCAUGGGUUUCACAUGUGAGCUUGUGUCUUUGUACUUUGUCUUUACUUGUGCUCCAUGUGCUUGACGACAUAAAAAAAAAAAGAAAUGCUUAAUAAUAUGCACAAUAGGGUCUGAUGUUUGUGGACACCAGAAGCUUCUGGGGAAAGCCAGAGCUCUUUGAAAGCAUCAGGAGCGGAGGUGAACGAGGCUCAACAGGGUAUGCUAACGUUAGCAUGGUUUGCCGACAUUCUACAAUGGCUGCAAUGACCCGUCUGGUUCCUUUCCAAAGGAAAAGCGCCAGUGGCGAGCAAGUACUGUGUAUUUGACCAAUUUUAUCCAAGAGGAGACUGAGGGCAAGCAAGAAAACGGGGCACUGCAGACUGUGGUGUAUUAAUACCGCGGCAGCAACAGGGUAGACGCAUGUUAGAAUGUGUUAUUUUUUUAUCAAGAUGACAAAGGCAAUGAUGAAGCAAAAGCGAAUAGAAAAGGUACCGUGAAGGCACCACUCGGAAGAAGAAAACGACAACAACGGAGGAGAAUGAGGCUCUGCUGUAUUUUACCACUUUAACCGGGAGGAGACUGAGGGCAAGCAAGAAAACGGGGCAGUGCAGCCAAGCAGAAUACUGCAGCAGGGUAUACUCAUGUUAGCAUGUGUUGUUUAUGUUCCUUAUGAUGACAAAGAUAGUACCGGUAGUGCCAAUGGGACAAGUGACAAUGGCGAGGAGGUACCGUGCAGUGGACAAGGGGGCGUUAAGUUCCAUAAAUUGCAUAAGGACAAUGUCAAAAGUCGUUUCAGUUCAAUAAAUUCACCAAAACGUCACUGAGUCUGUUUAGCCGAUUGAAGAGCUAGCUUCCACAGCUGGUGGGUCUAUGACGAUAGACUUCUGUUUUGUUUGAUCAACCGUUUUACUGCCAUGUUACAGGCACUGUUUGGAAACAAUUAAGAUAUGUGAAUAAACAUGAGUACUACACAAGGAGGAUGAAAGAUGAAUAUUUCCAUACACAACUUGCCAUGGUCUGAUCACCUGCUGAUGACACAACGCUGCUGUUAUGUGACCUUACGUUUUUGGUCAAGAUCAAACCCGGUUUGCCAGACAACACUCAAAACCAGUAGAGGGCAGCAUAAUGAAUUACAAAAUAUUAUUUGUUUUUAAUAAUUAAGUAAAUAUUUUUUUCAAACAAUAACUUAAUUGUUUGAUAUUAUAUUUUUAAUAUUGACGAAUACAAUUUUGUGUUUUUAAAAAAAAAUCAUUUAUUUACAAUUUUAUGUUAUCAAACACAUUUUUAAUACAUUUGA